AUGAGUGCUGAAGCUGAAAUGGCAAAGUGCUCACUGAAGGCUCAUAACACGCAUUAUGAACUGCGGAUAACAGUUGAACGUAGUUACAGGCGGCCAUGGUACUCUGAACUCGAAAGUGCUCUUCCUGGAAGGCGGCAUAUCCGGUUUGGAGGCCUUACUUUCAGACGGACGCAGGACUCGCUCAGUGAGAGGGAGCGAAAAAAGCAUCUUCCCAAGCGACAACGCAAGUCACCUUCUAUCCCAUAUCCACCUCCAUCUGAAGCUGAGAGUGAAGAUGAUGGUGACUCACUGAGCACCUCAUUUGUAUUUCAGCCAUCUGAUGAGGAGGAGGAAGUCACUAAACUCAAAGCUGGACCUUCAAUCCAUUGGCUUGGCUCCAAAGCUAAGAAAUUGUUGUCAUCUUCUUCAACACAAACACAUUCCAAUCCCUCCUGUUUCUGGAGUACUCCUGACCUGACAAAAGUCCAUGCUUCAAAGCAUAUUCUUGAGCCAAUUCUCAAUUCUCCUCAUCCAUCCCAGCAACCAAGCCUCUCAAAACCAGCUUGUACUUGUGAGUGCACCUGUCACAGCAUUUUGUUGGCCAUGAUGAAGGACGUCAAGCAUGAACAAGGACAAAGGCUAACUGUGAUGGAGCUACAAGUCCAGUCACUUAUUAACCACUUUGGCCUUAGGAAUAAAACCUCUUCCUUUAUGGGUCAUGUGAAUCUCAGAUUAAAAAAACCAGAAGUGUCACUGUUCUCUGAUUGCAUAAAAGCAGACAAGGGGUAUCGAGAAGAAUCAAUAGCUAUUCUGGAAUCUACUAUCCGAAAUAUGGAACGGAAGAAAGCAGUUUCAACUCUCAUGCGUCGACUCAUGGAUGAUGGAGCUGCCCUUCACUUUGCUUGCAAGUCCACAAGACACAAGGAGAAGCAGGUCCGUACAGAGCUGGGCAUCUUUGACCUCAUCAAUGGGAAAGCUGCUUCCAUGUCUCAACAAGAGAGAACCAUCUUUGUUGGUGACUGGCUUCGGCAGGCUAAGCAGCGCCUUCAUCAGAAGGAACGUGCCCAAAUUCAACUAGGUGCAAGCGUGAUGGAGGAACCUAGUGAUUCCGUUUCCACGUCUACACCGGAUAAUCCGCCGGACCCACCAAAUCCGCCAGGACCGCAACCAACCCAGGGGAAUUGAGGUGGUGGCUCCAGGCGAUUGGAGUUGCCAUGGGGAUCCAAUGAUCAACGAAGAAAGAGCUGCAGUGAACAACGAUUUUUCAUAUUUUCUGGAGGAGAACAGAGGAGAUUGUCUACUGCACCACAUGAAGUCAUAUUCAUUCAAUUUAUUCUGAAUAAACUGAUCCCCAAGAAA
Darwinula stevensoni is the source of this 1338-nucleotide messenger RNA. NCBI's taxonomy places the organism in Eukaryota, Metazoa, Arthropoda, Ostracoda, Podocopida, Darwinulidae. The record is from the annotation of a GenBank genome assembly.